Messenger RNA from Parnassius apollo (apollo), 462 nucleotides. Lineage: Eukaryota; Metazoa; Arthropoda; Insecta; Lepidoptera; Papilionidae. The record is from the annotation of a GenBank genome assembly.
AUGGGAAACCACUGCACUAAUCUCCCAAGAAAAUCACCUAUGGACACACAGAAAAAGAGUAAAGUUCUGUCAUGCGACCCGGCCAACGCCCGGCGCCACCUCUCCGGGCAAGGUGAUGUGAAAUAUGCUACCAGCCUUGCCAGCGCAACUCACCAGGCGACGCCGCAAGGAAUUCAUUAUUCUGGUGCAUCUACAGCUACAACACCCAUAGCUAAACAAAUAUACUCCAUCGGGACUUGGAAUGUUUGCGGCCUCAUUCAAGACGGGAAACUAAGCAUUAUAGAAACAGAAAUGCAAAGAAAGAAAAUUGACAUACUUGGUUUGAGUGAAACUCACCGGAGAGGCUCUGGCUAUUUUACAUCUGACAUGGGUAAUACAGUAUAUUUCUCUGGACUUGAAUAUGAAAGCAACCGAGGAGUCGCAUUCAUUGAAGUUGACGUUGUGGCUGAAAUGGUGGUGUAG